AUGCCAUCAAAAACCAGCUCUAAAUUUCUCGGUACUCAACAAUACCGCACCGUCCCCCACAAUUUGAUCCUCAAGCGCGACCCGUACCACAAGCGCAGCCUCACCGUCCAGAUCGGUUGCCUGAUGGAGAUGAAAGACUUCAACAAGCUGUUCUACGUGGCCCACAAACUGGUGGACUUUUACCCGGACGAUGCCAUCUCGUGGUAUGCGGUGGGCUGCUACUACGAUCUGAUAGGGAAGAGUGACCCUGCCCGGCGCUAUCUGUCGAAGGCGACCAGUCUGGAUAGGCUGUACGGGCCGGCCUGGCUUGCCUAUGGGCACUCGUUUGCGAAAGAGAAUGAACACGACCAGGCGAUGGCGGCUUACUUCAAGGCGACCCAGCUGAUGAGGGGAUGCCAUCUGCCGCUGCUGUACAUCGGGGUGGAAUGUGGUCUCACCAAGAAUCUGGAAAUGGCCGAGAAAUUCUUCUAUCAAGCGAUGUCGAUCGCACCGUUGGAUGUUUACGUGCUUCACGAGCUUGGGGUAGUGAAAUUCGAGUACGAGCUGUUUGAAAGCGCAGAAGAAGUGUUCCGAACCACGCUGGAUAUGGUGCAAAGUAUGGCGAAAGCGAACAGGGAACCGAUUUCCGUCCGAUGGGAACCGCUACUCAACAAUUUGGGUCAUUGCUGUCGCAAGAAUAGAAAGUAUGAGGAAGCGUUGGAAUUUCACCGGAGAGCCCUGUUUCUGAAACCGUUGAGUGCGGCCACCUACACGGCGAUUGGGUUCGUCCAGGCACUGAUGGGCAAAUUGGACGAAGCGGUUGAAUCAUUCCACAAAAGUCUAUCUCUGAAGCGGGACGACGUUGUUACCACGACUAUUUUAAAAUACGUGAUUGAGGAUUUGGCUGAGGAAGCACCGUUACCGUUUUACACCGGCGAUGGAGAAAAUAUCGAUCUGAAUGCUAAAGAGGAGGACAGUUCCGAGGCAAGAGAUGAUGAAAUGAGCGGUGGGGGUGGCAAGCCAGGACCCGGUGGUGGAACUGGCGGGACGGGAUGUGGUGAUGGACCGCCUCCACGAUUGAAACUAAAAUUUGAUGAGUACGAUUCCAAUGCGUCGCCGGUGAGCGAUACCAGCGCGGACGAAAUGAGUAUGGAUCUGUAGGGGGCUUCGGGCGGACGACAGGUAAGUGUUUGAGAUUCCUUUUGCUUACCGAUUGUUUUCUCAUUUUGAAAUAUAAUGUUGAACAAUUAUUUAUGUGA
Molecule: messenger RNA, 1238 nt
Organism: Topomyia yanbarensis
Lineage: Eukaryota; Metazoa; Arthropoda; Insecta; Diptera; Culicidae
Product: cell division cycle protein 16 homolog
Exons: 2
Coding region: 1-1140 (379 amino acids)
Biological process (GO): cell division
Molecular function (GO): protein binding
Source: RefSeq, a predicted model, not a curated record